GACGCUCAUGAAACUCAUGAAAAUCGAUUAUCCGGCAAUUUAUUGAUCAAUCGCCCGGCGUCCGUUUUCUCGAGUAGAAAGUUUAACCAAUCUCUGGCAAGAUUAAUUUCUAAAACACCAAAAAAUGUAUAAAAUUGACUUUCCAAUUGAUGCGAAGGAGGCUGCGGUUAUCUCCAGACGUCGUCGUGCCGAGGAGGAGAGAAAGUUGCGCAUUUUCAACCCCCAUCAACGUAUCAUUGGGAAAGACCUAAAAGCUCUCGAGAUACAAAUUCAGGAGAAACGAGAACGGAAGGAAAGGGAAAAGGAGUUGGAUGAAGCAUGGGUUCGCGAGACGAAUCGUCAACAAUUACUGGUCAUGGAGCUUCAGCGUCGUGUGGAAAAUGAUAAGAAGCGGGUGUGGAGUGAUGUUCAAGAUUUCCGUUCCUCCUGCCAGAGGUUCGAAGACCGACGAGAGUUUGACCUCAACGACAAGAGAAAGUUGGCGUAUGCAGCUCGCCUACAUGACGAAGACGUUAGAAAUGGACCUGCAUCCAUGCAAAAGUUUGAAGGCGAAGACUUGAGCUACAAGCAGCGAAUUGUAAACCAAGAAAUGCAAAAAAAGGCUUGGUUGGAUGCCCAAAUUGCCGAAAAGAAACAAAACCAGCGUGAAUAUGAAGAAGCCCACAAAAUGUACGAAGAACGCCUCAGAGAAAUGUCUCUACGAACCACGGAGCUCGGGCGAGCAGAAAAUCAAGCUAGACGAGCAGUAGAAUUGGCUUACAAUCAGUAUAAUUUGGCCCUGGCACAAGAAAAUGCAGAAAAGAAAAAGCUUGACCGACUCGCCGACGAGGAGGCCACACUCGCCCACCAACUCAACUGCUUCCACAGUGAACUGCUGACCGAGGUCACGGAUGCCACGUCCAUCAACGGACCUUUCCGCGUGGGUCGUGCCCAGUUCAAGGGUUAUACGGAGGAAAUGAUGAAAACCAUUCGGGAAGAGCAGUUGCGACAGGCAAUGGACAAAAAGCGUCGGGAAAAGGAGGAGCAGGCGUAUGACGCUGCCUGGGAGAAAAUGAAUCGACGUUAUGCAAUUGCUACUCACAUUUUGGACAAGGAACUGGACAGUAGGAAAAAAGAUAAGCACAUUGAGCUCACCAACAUAAAUCGAGAGUUGGCCCAAGAACAGCGUCUUCGACAAGAUUACAUGAACAAUUUGGUCUACAAGGGAAACUUCACGGAAGGAUUUUUUGACCAAUUUAACACCUCUACGCGAUAAUCUACCUGCAUAUAUCCUACAACCAUGAACACUUGUAUUGAUAUGCACGACAACAGCAGCUUAGUAUUUUUGGUACACGAUUUCAUGAUAUGCUAAUCUAAUCAUAUAUGUAUUAAAUAAUAAAACUACAAAUAAGUAACCGUAUUCUUUUUAUUAAUGGUUGUUGUUAUUAUUAAUAUCGAUAGCAAACCAAUUAUAUAUCUGAGAAUAUAUAUGCUGCCUGUCAUUUAAGUAGUAAGAAAAGAUUGAACACCAAUAAUGUAUCUGUAGACCAAGAAUACAUACCGGGUAGGUAAUAAUUUUAAGUUGAAUAAUAAUGAGUUGUAUAUAGCAGUAAAAUAACAAAACGUAACAAAAAACGAAAAGAGAUUUGUAUAAUUUACACCACUCAGAAACUUAUUCAUAA
Folsomia candida is the source of this 1661-nucleotide messenger RNA. RefSeq names its product RIB43A-like with coiled-coils protein 2. The record is from RefSeq and is a predicted model, not a curated record. NCBI's taxonomy places the organism in Eukaryota, Metazoa, Arthropoda, Collembola, Entomobryomorpha, Isotomidae. The transcript has 7 exons. The coding region runs from base 125 to 1255 and encodes 376 amino acids.